This is a messenger RNA of Annulohypoxylon truncatum, 873 nucleotides long. Its product is annotated as inorganic pyrophosphatase. Gene Ontology annotation, biological process: phosphate-containing compound metabolic process. Gene Ontology annotation, cellular component: nucleus; cytoplasm. Bases 1 to 873 code for a protein of 290 amino acids. Gene Ontology annotation, molecular function: magnesium ion binding; inorganic diphosphate phosphatase activity. The transcript is spliced from 4 exons. The record is from RefSeq and is a predicted model, not a curated record. NCBI's taxonomy places the organism in Eukaryota, Fungi, Ascomycota, Sordariomycetes, Xylariales, Hypoxylaceae.
AUGGCCUCACAGUAUAGCGUCCGCAAGGUCGCUGCCCCCAACACCUUGGAGCAUCGAGUCUACAUCGAGAAGGAUGGCGUUCCCGUAUCGGCUUUCCACGAUAUUCCCCUCUUUGCUAACGCCGAGCAAACCGUCCUCAACAUGAUCGUCGAGAUCCCUCGAUGGACCAAUGCCAAGCUUGAGAUUUCCAAGGACGAACUUCUCAACCCUAUCAAGCAAGACAUCAAGAAGGGCAAGCUACGAUAUGUCCGCAACUGCUUUCCCCACAAGGGUUACCUAUGGAACUACGGUGCCUUCCCUCAGACCUGGGAAGACCCCAACUCGAUUCACCCCGAGACCAAGGCCAAGGGAGACAACGACCCUCUUGAUGUCUGCGAGAUCGGUGAGCUGGUUGGCUACCCCGGCCAGGUCAAGCAGGUCAAGGUGCUUGGUGUCAUGGCUCUGCUCGACGAGGAGGAGACCGAUUGGAAGGUCAUCGUCGUCGACGUGAACGACCCCCUGGCACCCAAACUCAACGACGUUGAGGAUGUCGAGCGACACCUUCCCGGUCUUUUGCGGGCUACUAACGAAUGGUUCCGUAUCUACAAGAUCCCCGAUGGAAAGCCCGAGAACCAGUUCGCAUUCACUGGUGAAUGCAAGAACAAGUCCUAUGCUUUGGACGUCAUUCGCGAAUGCGGCGAGGCAUGGGAGAGAUUGAUUACUGGCAAGACUCAGCCCGGCGGUAUCUCUACGACCAACCUAAGCGUCAACCACUCGCCGAGCCGUGUCAGUUCCGAGCAGUUGCCUCCUCUGCCGCCCAACGAGGAGAUCCCCCCUGAGAAGAUCGACAGCUCGAUUGACAAGUGGUUCUUCAUCAGCGGUGCUGCCGCAUAA